AUGCAGGAGAUCAGCUCGACGAUCUUCAGCGAGGAGACGGGCGUGGUGUCGAAUCCCCUUUAUACGUCGCUUAUUAAUCUCUCUUCGCCAAGCCUCAAAAGUGCGCCCAACGGAGAUCUCCAUUCCCCUUCCCAUACUUCUGGGAGCGCCGCUAAGGCUUCCCUCGCCGCGGGACCUCCGUCAGAGGCGCUCGCGGGCGGCCGCAAGGAGAACGCGAAAGUUAAUCCCGUGCCGAAGCCCCCUCGCAGCGGCUUCCCCGAGCGAAGCCAAUCAUGGGAACCCCCGGGCAGCCAAGGGCCCGACGACGGAACUCAAGUGCGUUUAAAAAGGCAGUCUUUCUCGAGCUUUGGAGAGGGGAGCACGCUCGCCUGCGGGGGAAGCGGAGAGUCCUCGGAGGACGAUGAUGUGUUCGGUGAAGUGACGCCUGAAGUGAAGGAGGAUUUAGCAGAAGCGAAGAACCAGCUGCUAAGCCAGAAAGAUAGUUACGAGAAACGCAGUGACAGUGAAGUCAGUGACGCAGAUUCUGCAGAAAAUUCCAGAAGAAAUCAGAGUAAGGUUGCCAAGUUCAUCAAGAGGUUUGAGAGCAUCGACCAGCAGAGCAACGGAAGUCGCAGUUCGAGGAGCGACGAAGAGGACGACGAAGAGGAGGGUCAGCCGGAGAAAACCGACGACGUCUACGAGGAAGACCUCAACAAGAUGAAGCUGGAACGCGGCUUGUCCAUCGACUCCCAGAGCGGCGGGGAUUUCCAAGCCUCUGAGCUCAUCGGCAGCAUCGCGAGAGAUUCUCCGCAGAGCCUAGAAUCGGAUAAGAUUCCCUUGUCCUUCAGCGACGAAAGCGCAGGCACGGACAAGGAGGAGAGCUCCAGCGAGAAUGGCGACCGAGAGCCUCACUCCAACGGAAUAUCAACCAGCAGUGAGGACCAGUUCGAAAAGCUCUACCUCGAGCUCAGCCAAGAGAGCCCCGACCACACAAAUGGUUUCGGAAAUACAAACGGUUCGGAGGAAACCACACAACCGAACGGCACCGAUCCGGGCCAGAGGAAUGGGGAGACGACGCCAAAAGAUCCUCUCGUUGAGGAGAAUGAGGCCAACGGCGAGGAUGCCGUCGAUAGUCCGGAGACGACGCCCAUGAAGAGAGUCAAUUCCAUCAUCAAAAAGAAGAACAAGGACUCAACCUCCUCGGGAACGGUCAAGAGAGUCCAGUUCAACCUCGACAUCCAAACCGUGGAACCACAACCCGUUUCCGACGACAGAACCCCCCACCCCCCACAACCAAAGGAGAAGAAAGAGCCGCCCACAGACCAACCCAAGAAGAAAUCAACCAAAGACCCCACCCCUGCCAAGGCCUCCCCUCCCCCUGAAGUCCCGCCCAACUCCCCCGUCAAGAAGCCUUCCUCCCCAGCCUCCUCUCCCACCAAGAAGAAAAGCCCAGACUCCCCAUCCAAGAAGGGCGGCCGGAGCUCCCCGAGCCCGACCCGCUCGCCGUCCAAGAAGAAGGGGAUCCUCUCCUCCCUCUUCGCCAGCUCGGCCUCCAAAAAGGGCGCGGGGAGCUCGGCGAAGGAGGAGACCACCAAGGGCGACGAUGCCACCAAUAUUCCGAAGCCUCAGACCAAGGAGGCUUCGGGGCUUCAACGCCAAACGACGCUGGAUAUGAACGCGCCCGUCGUGAUGAGCGCGUCAUUCAGUCGCGUUCUCUUCCUGUUUCGUGAACCUAACUGA
Messenger RNA from Penaeus vannamei (Pacific white shrimp), 1719 nucleotides. NCBI's taxonomy places the organism in Eukaryota, Metazoa, Arthropoda, Malacostraca, Decapoda, Penaeidae. The record is from RefSeq and is a predicted model, not a curated record.